UCCUCAGGAUGAAGAGGUGGGCCCUUCUCUUGCUGUGGCUGCAGCUGGACUGGGGCACAUUGCUCAGUCCCAACGACCCCAACGUCUGCAGCUACUGGGAAAGUUUCACCACCCCCUCCAAGGAGUCGUACGUGCAGCCCAUGGCCCAGGUCUUUGAGGAGCCCUGCAACGGGAUGUGGCCCUUUGCCAAGACCUGCACUCGGCACAGAGUCCUCUACAAGACAGCCUACCGCCAAGGCGUGAAAGUCGACUCCCGGAGGAGGCACCGCUGCUGCCAGGGCUAUUACGAGAGCGCCGGCCUCUGCGUCCCUCGCUGCACUCACGACUGCGUCCACGGCCGGUGUGUGGCCCCAGAGCAGUGCCAGUGCGAGCAAGGGUGGAGAGGGGCUGACUGCUCCAGUGGCUGCAGCCAGCUGCUCUGGGGGCCGGGCUGCAGGAACUCUUGCACGUGUGUGAACGGAGGCACUUGUGACCCUGGGAGUGGGGCCUGCACUUGCCCCCCAGGCUAUAGGGGCCCUCUGUGCCAGGAGCCGUGUGCCCCGGGAACGUAUGGCCAAGGAUGCCUGCUGGACUGCCAGUGCGAAAACGGGGCUCCCUGCGACGGGGUGACCGGGGCCUGCCUGUGCCCCCAUGGAUUCACAGGCCCUCAUUGCGAGGUCCCUUGCCUCAACAGCAGCAGUGGAGUUUGGUGCCAGGCUGACUGCGUUUGCCAGAACGGGGGCAUCUGCCAUCCCCCCAACACCAGCAACUGUGCCUGCCCUCCUGGGUGGAUGGGCACCAUCUGCUCCAUCCCCUGCCCUGCCAGGCACUUUGGCUCCAGCUGCCAAGGGGAAUGCCGCUGCCACAACGGAGGCCAGUGUGACCCUGUCAGCGGGCAGUGCCAGUGCGCAGCGGGUUACAUUGGAGAGCGGUGCCGUGAGGAAUGCCCCAUGGGCAAGUACGGGCACGACUGUAGCCAGACCUGCGACUGCGCCAACGGGGGCCACUGCUUCCACAUCCACGGGGGCUGCCUCUGCGAGGCGGGCUACUACGGCAGCCGCUGUGAGGAGCGCAAGUGCCCGCCAGCCUUCUAUGGCCUCACCUGCGAGGGGUCGUGCCCCUGCGACCCCCAGCACACACAGAGCUGCCACCCCCUCACGGGCGAAUGCACCUGCAAGCCAGGCUGGGCGGGGCUUUCCUGCAACGAGACCUGCCCCCACGGCUACCAUGGAGCCAGCUGCCGGGAGCCCUGCUUGUGUCUGAACGGAGGGACGUGCGACAGUGAGACGGGCCGCUGCCUCUGUGCCGCGGGCUACAUGGACGAGCACUGCUCCCGCCCCUGUCCCACGGACACCUAUGGGGUGAACUGUUCCCUGCACUGUUCCUGCCAGAACGCCUUGGCCUGUUCCCCCCAGGAUGGGGCCUGCGUCUGCAAAGAAGGCUGGCAUGGACUGGACUGCUCCCUCCCCUGCCCGGGGGGCACCUGGGGUGCCGGCUGCAACAGGACCUGCCAGUGUGCCAACGGUGCGGCCUGCAGCCCUGUCAGUGGGGUGUGUUCUUGUGCCCCAGGCUGGCAGGGCAGCCGGUGUGAGGAGCCCUGCCCGGACGGGCUCUACGGCUUGGGCUGCAGCAGGAAAUGUGCCUGCCAGAACGCUGAGGGCUGCGACCCAGAGGCUGGGGGAUGCCGCUGUCAAGCUGGAUGGGCAGGCCCCUCCUGCAGCCAGAGGUGUGCCGGGGGCCGGUGGGGGGUGCAGUGCCGCCAGACCUGUGCUUGCAAGAACGGGGCCACCUGCUCGCCCCAGGACGGGAGCUGCGAUUGCCCCCCAGGCUUCCGGGGGCCCCAGUGCCAGCGCCCCUGCCCACCGGGGCGCUACGGCAAGAAGUGCGCUGUGCCCUGCAAGUGCGCCAACCACUCCCUCUGCCACCCCGUGGACGGCUCCUGCGACUGCUCCCCUGGAUGGACGGGCAGCGACUGCUCCACGCGCUGCCCGCCGGGUUCCUUUGGGGAGAACUGCACCCACCAGUGCCGCUGCUGGAAUGAGGCCGGGUGCCAUCCGGAAACAGGGCAGUGCUUGUGUCUCUCUGGCUUCACUGGUGCCCACUGUGAAACCAGAACAGGAAACCCCGACCAUCCGUUCGAUAUGGUUCCUGCGCCCCCCACUGGCUCCAGCGGCAGCCUAGGGGCAGUGGUUGGCAUCGUGGUGAUGGCUGCCCUGCUGGUGGCAGUUCUGGCACUCUUCCUCUAUUACCGGCACUGGCAGAAGGGCAAGGAGAACCAGCACCUGUCUGUGGCCUACACCGCAGGGCGGGCAGACACUUCCGAGUAUGCUGUGCCAGACAUCCCGCCCAGCUAUGCCCACUAUUACUCCAACCCCAGCUACAACACCCUGUCGCCUUGCCUGCCCAGCCUUCCAGAGCAGCCUGCCCCUGGCAAGCUGAGCGGCAGCCAGCUUUUCUCCAGCAGCGCCAAAAGCCUGGAGCGGGACUGGGCAGGGCUCUACGGAGGGGGAGACUGCAACGCCACCCUCCCUGCGGAAUGGAAGCUCCUUCAGGGCAGCGCUCCGGCACUGAGCCGUCCCCCGCCAGGGCCCGGAAGCCAGAUUGACCGCAGCUACAGCUACACCAACGGACUAGGGAAAUACCAGCACAGAGAGCGUGGCCAGGAAGUGCCCUUGUGCCGCAGCAACAGCUCCCUGAGCAGCGAGAACCCCUACGCCACCAUCAAGGACUUGCCCGUCCUGGCAGGCAAGCCCUCCGAGGGCAGCUACAUGGAGAUGAGGACUCCAGCCAAGCGAGAGAUGUCCUACGCAGAGAUCGGGCUCUUCGAAGAAUCAGCCCAGAGCGUGGAGGGGGCAGGAGAAAACGGCUCACUUGGGGCAGGAGGCAGCAUCUCACAGGCAGCUCCUGGCGUGCCCCCCAAUCACUACGACUCCCCGAAGAACAGCCACAUCCCCAGCCACUAUGACAUGCCGCCCGUUCGCCACUACUCGCCUUCCCCACCACCCAGGAGACAAGACAGAUGAGGCCAGGCCGGCGCGGCACAG
Messenger RNA from Heteronotia binoei (common prickly gecko), 3023 nucleotides. RefSeq names its product platelet endothelial aggregation receptor 1 (gene PEAR1). Gene Ontology annotation, cellular component: membrane. Gene Ontology annotation, molecular function: protein binding. The transcript is spliced from 21 exons. Bases 9 to 3002 code for a protein of 997 amino acids. Lineage: Eukaryota; Metazoa; Chordata; Lepidosauria; Squamata; Gekkonidae. The record is from RefSeq and is a predicted model, not a curated record.